Messenger RNA from Mycotypha africana, 1159 nucleotides. RefSeq names its product Gtr1/RagA G protein conserved region-domain-containing protein. Gene Ontology annotation, cellular component: Gtr1-Gtr2 GTPase complex; nucleus; lysosome. The record is from RefSeq and is a predicted model, not a curated record. Gene Ontology annotation, biological process: cellular response to amino acid stimulus; cellular response to starvation; regulation of autophagy. The coding region runs from base 1 to 957 and encodes 318 amino acids. Lineage: Eukaryota; Fungi; Mucoromycota; Mucoromycetes; Mucorales; Mycotyphaceae. The transcript is spliced from 5 exons. Gene Ontology annotation, molecular function: GTP binding; GTPase activity.
AUGUUAACACUGAUCACUGUAGUUUUAUGGGAUAACUCAACCGAUAUACAAUUUUUGAAAAACUUACGUUUGAAUGUAUGGGACUGCAGUGGACAAGAUGCUGCGUUCCAGGAGUACUUCACUACCUAUCAAAACCAAGUAUUUAAGGAUGUCCAUGUAUUGAUUUACGUAUUUGAUGCCGUUAGUGUAGAAUCAGAAAAGGAUAUUCAUUAUUACCAAUCGUGUUUAGAGUCUAUACUAAUCCACUCUCCAAGAGCUAUUGUAUAUUGCUUACUGCAUAAGAUGGAUUUUCUUCCCAAAGGGGAAAGAAGGGAGGUAUUUCAAAAGAAAAAGGUCGAGUUGCAUAUGAGAUCAGAACCUAUUCAUAUCAAGGUUUUCUCAACGUCUAUAUGGGAUGAGUCGCUCUAUGCUGCUUGGUCACAAAUUAUUCAUGGCCUGAUUCCACAUAAUGACCAAUUACAGUUAAGCUUGGAAACAUUUUGCAAAAUAUGUGGAGCAGCCGAAGUUGUACUGUUCGAAAAGCGCACAUUUCUUGUCGUCGGUACAUCAGCGACUAUACACCAUCCAGAUAUACAUCGCUUCGAAAAAAUAAGCAGCAUUAUCAAACAAUUCAAUCUCUCUACCAGAAAAGAAGGUUAUUCUGAACAAAUGGAAAUCAGAGGAACGAAUUUUACUGCAUUUUUUGACCAUCUAACUGAAAACACGUCCAUUUUAUUGAUUAUAUCAGAUCCUGGGAUAACGUCGGCUGCAACACGCGUCAAUAUUUCAGCUGCGAGGAACCAUUUCGACAGACUGGAAGAUCAUCUUGCUUCUGAUACUCCAGCAUCACCUCCACCCUCUUUUCUCCUAUCGCCUUCUCCUACCACCAGUUUCUGCACUUCGUCCACAUCUGUUAUCUCCGACUCUGAAUUUGACGUUGCUCCCUUCUCUUCUACUUCGGGUAAACAUGCUUCUUGAUAUCCCUCCAUGCUUUCUAUGACUUUCAUUGUCAACGGAUCAGAGAAUCCAAAAAACUAAUUCCGGUCGGGGCAAAUAAAAAAAAGAUUAAAAAAAAAGAUUGCUUGCUAUUUAAAAUAAAGUUUAAACCUUACCAGUGGGCCACUAACGCGUGUACUGCUCGAUUUGCUCUGUAUGCAUGCCUCUGUCCAUGGUGCAGUAG